Medicago truncatula (barrel medic) is the source of this 1588-nucleotide messenger RNA. Its product is annotated as chaperone protein ClpB1. The transcript is spliced from 5 exons. The coding region runs from base 54 to 1496 and encodes 480 amino acids. Lineage: Eukaryota; Viridiplantae; Streptophyta; Magnoliopsida; Fabales; Fabaceae. The record is from RefSeq and is a predicted model, not a curated record. Gene Ontology annotation, cellular component: cytoplasm. Gene Ontology annotation, biological process: cellular response to heat. Gene Ontology annotation, molecular function: ATP hydrolysis activity; ATP binding.
CAGAAAGAAGAAGAGAAAAACAUUCAUUGGUCUUUUGAAAUCAAAGGUAAAAGAUGAACCCUGCUGGUGUUAGAGUUCAAUUUGAUGGUCAGCCAAAGGAUAUUGAACUUAUUUUGAGGAAGAGAGUGAAACUGGAAGUGGAACUUCUUUCUUUGGCGAGAAAAGAUGACAACGCUAGCAAAGCUCGUCUUGCAGAUGCGCAGAAAGAACUUGACGACUUAAAAGAAAUGCUUCUAACUCUGGUCAUGAAGUAUAGAAAAGAGAAAGUGAGGAUUGAUGAGAUUCAAAGGCUGAAGCAGAAACGUGAAGAGCUUAUCUUGUCUCUACAGGAGGCUGAGAGGCGGAAUGAUAUAGCAAGAGCUGCAAGCCUACGAUAUGGUGCGAUUGAUGAUGUGGAAGAUGCAAUUCAACGACUUGAAGAUAGCACCGAUAAAAGCUUGAUGUUGACAAAAACUGUUGAACCAGACCUAAUAGGUUUGGUUGUUAGCCUAUUGACGGGUAUACCAGUGUCCCGACUUAGUGAAAAUGAGAAAGAAAGGUUUCUUGGACUUGGUGACAGGUUACACAAAAGAGUAGUGGGACAAGAUCAUGCAGUAAAUGCCGUUGCUAACACUGUAUUGAGGCGGAGAGUUGGUUUAGGAAGACCUCAACAUCCAAUUGGUUCCUUCCUAUUCCUUGGUCCAACUGGUGUUGGUAAAACAGAACUUGCUAAGGCUCUUGCUGAGCAACUAUUUGAUGAUGAAAAUCAGUUGGUGAGAAUGAACAUGUCGGAGUACAUGGAACAACACUAUCUGUCAAGAUUGAUUGAUGCAGCACCAGAGUUUGUUGGACGAUUAACAGAAGUUGUGAGAAGAAGGCCAAACAGUGUGCUACUUUUGGAAGAAGUGGAGAAAGCACAUACUUCAGUAAUCAACAAAUUACUUUAUAUCUUAGAGGAUGGAAGUUUAACUGAUGGACAAGGCAGAACUGUGGAUUUUACGAACAUGGUCAUUAUCAUGACCUCGAACCUUGGUGCCGAUCAUCUCUUAAGUGGACUUUCAGGAAAAUGUACCAUCCAAGUAGCUCACGAUCGAGUAAUGCAGGAAGUCAGUGAGCAUUUCCUGCUAGAAUUGUUGAAUCAGCUGACCAAAGUUGUAGUAUUCAAUCCUCUUUCUUACCAGCAAUUGAGGAAGGUUGCAAGGUUGCAAAUCAAGGAUGUAGGUAAUCGUCUUGGUAAGAAAGGAACUUCGUUGGCAGUUACAGAUGGAGCAGUGGAUUAUAUACUUGCUGAGAGCUAUGAUCCUGUGUAUGGUGCUAGACCAAUUAGAAGCUGGCUUGAGAAAAAGGUGGUGACAGUGUUGUCUAGGAUGCUUACAAGGAAAGUAAUUGGUGAGAAUACAACGGUUUACAUCGAUGUUGGUCCAAAUGACAGUUAUUUGGUAUACCGUGUUGAAAAUAAUGGAGGGCAUGUUAUUAAUGCUGAAACUUGUAAGGUUGCAAAUAAAGGGUUUAGCUAGUCGUCUCGCGAACACAGAUGUAUACUAGUUAAGCCUGUCCGGCUGACCCGUUUAAGUUUAUUUUUACUUAUUUCUUUGCUAGACAAAUAAUA